CCGCUGAGAACCACACAACAGAAGAAGAAGAAGGAGAAGAAGUCAGACAGCGCUUGUGGAGUUUAGUGGCACAAGCUGGAAUUUUCACAUAAGAAAUGAUGGCGGAUUACAAGCACAACAGAAGAGGUGGCACCGAAGACGGAGCAGGGCCGCAGGAGGAGGGGGGCAGAGUGAAAACUAAGCCUGUCUCUUGUAGCACUGUGGGAGGAGAAGGGACCGCCGUCAAACGCACAUCCGAGCAUCUCACACCUGAAGAUGAGGACGAGUCCUCAGAGGACCCUCCGGCACCCAGCAAAGUCUCCAAGAUAGGCUUUAGCAUGAGCAGUCAGAUCGGGAAGAAGUCCAUCCCCAUAUCCAUCAAACUUGGAGCAACAAAACCCAAAGAACCUGCACCGUCAGUUCCUCCAAAGAAAUCUGGGCUGGCGUCUGUUUUUAAUGAAGACGAAGACGAUAGUGAACCUGAGGAGAUGCCCCCAGAAGCAAAGAUGAGGAUGAAGAACAUUGGCAGAGAGACACCAACAUCUGCGGGACCUAAUUCCUUUAACAAGGGCAAGCAGGGUUUCUCUGAUCAUCAAAAACUUUGGGAGAGGAAGAUGAAGUCCCAAUCCGACAAGCUGUAAAUGAGUACCACAGUAUUGACCAAUGGAGGAUUAAAUAUGGUUUAAACCAUGUCUCAGACAUUUACGAAGGCUCAAUUGAUUCUUCACUGUACCCUGUUUUGACAACUUCUCAGCAAUGUGGACAUGUAAUGAGAAAUACUUUUAGCUUUCUAUAAUUAGUGACUGAACUUAAGUUUACGUUUCUAACCACUACUGGCUGAUGCUAGCUGAGGGGCGAAGUACUAGUGUGCCAACCCUCUUAGAUGAGAGGGGCAUACUGGGGGGCUAGAGAAAUGGGACAAAGAGAAUAUCCCAACUAUUGUUUAAACUGUGUAGAAUUAUACGGUGGUUUUCAGCUGGAAAGGGAAAAAUAAAUCUGCAGUCCUUAUUCCCUUUUGUGACAUGCUUGUUCCCUUCUGCAGCCAGUUGGGCGUGGUCCUCAGCAAGUGUCGCUCAUCAAAUAUUUGUAUAAAAACGUACAUAGAACUGUUUCAUUUUUAAAUGUACAUUUUAAGCAUUGUGUUAUCGCACGCUAAUGUCUUAGACUCAGCGUACCGAUUGUUGAUUGAUUGUUUUGUGUUUCAGUUAGUUUCUCAACAUUAAUGUGCAGCCCUUUUAUUUUCACCAGCUGUGCCCCCAUGGGCAGUUUGUUUAGUGUGAGCUUUGUGCCGGUAUCUCUGGAUUGGCUUGUUCAAUACUCUAAGUUUGCUUUACAGAGUGUAAUUUGUUUGAUGUUUACCAUGAAAAGACUGCUAAUGUUUUUUAGUCAGCAACUGUGUGGAGUCAUGCUGUUACAAGGGUGCUGGCAACAUAUUUAAGGGACGGUUCACUCCAAAAUACAAAUUGGUAUAUAUUCUUCCUCUCACAUGUAGUGCUAAUAAUCAAUCUAGGUUGUUUUGACGUACCUAGUUUUGGAGAAAGUUCCUGUAGAAUUGUCUGUCUGCUUUCUAAUGUAACAUGACUCUACGGCACAACCUUUUGGUGGUCAAAGCGUUGUUUUUUUUUUUAAACUCACAUAUAUAUUUUUGCCACUUAUGGGUACCAUAUAGUUAUUUCUAAGCUGGCAGACCUCUCUACGGCUGAUAUCCUCUCCACUUGGCAACCUGCGCUUAAACAAAAUAGAUUGAAAAGCAGUACGGGUAAAACAACUCUUAUGUUUUGGUUUUGGGGUUAGGUGUCUGUAUUGUUGGGUUACAAUGUAGCUCAGCAAUAAUUAGGCAAUAAAAAGUCUUCAUUGCCACUUUAACAUCAGAAAACCAAAGCAUUUGAAAUAUAAUGCCAGUUCCAAUACAUGUUGUUUCUUCUCUUGUGCCUGACUUGUAAAUUCCCGUAAUCUAAAAUAUAAUCUCCUUGGUGGGUUAUCUGACUGUUGUGCUUUCACAAAGGAACCUGGGUCUUGUUUCAUCAAACAACCCUCCAUUGCGCAUUUAUACAUCAGUGUUGAAUGAUUGUGUCAAAUAUUUAUUGUUGACAUGUCUGCAUGAAAUUCAAUAACAAAGUUCCAUAGCAUACACUUUCUCUAUGUAACCUUACACAUACACCCACGUUUUAAGCCCCCCCCCCCCCCCUUAAUAGCAUCCACCCUUUUGGAGAGGGAUUUAUCAAGGUAUUUGUAGACAUCCUUUAGCAAAUAUUUUUGUUUUUAAUGCUUGUAGAGUUGAUCAUUGAUGUAUUUGCACUGUUUAACUGAAAGUUGUUUUGGUUGAGAUGGAAAUAAAGACCAGACCACAUAGGGCCCUGA
Pungitius pungitius (ninespine stickleback) is the source of this 2340-nucleotide messenger RNA. RefSeq names its product PEST proteolytic signal-containing nuclear protein. Bases 96 to 620 code for a protein of 174 amino acids. Gene Ontology annotation, biological process: proteasome-mediated ubiquitin-dependent protein catabolic process; protein ubiquitination. Gene Ontology annotation, cellular component: nucleus. The record is from RefSeq and is a predicted model, not a curated record. The transcript is spliced from 5 exons. NCBI's taxonomy places the organism in Eukaryota, Metazoa, Chordata, Actinopteri, Perciformes, Gasterosteidae.